GGGACAGCCCGAUAACCAGGAAGAAACUCCGAUCGCUAAGGAGAGUGAAGAGGAAAAUCCAUCGACUACAGAACUGGUUGAGAAGCUUGGAAGCGAUUAUGCAGAAUAUGUUGACAUUGACACAUCAGCGGAGAGAAAGAAGUACUCAGAAACUGUGGAUGAAAUGCUGAUAAAGCUGGAUGAAUUUUGUGGAUUAGUUGAUAUGAUCCGAAGUGACACUGCCUUGUGUUUGUACAGAACAAUGCCUGAAAUACAAGAAAAAUGCAAAGAAAUCCAAGUCAUUUUUGGCAAAAUUGACAAGUUGGAGGCAUUUGUUACGGCUGUCAAACGUAACGUGUCAGAAGUGGAGGAUCGUGUAAAUAAGGCAGAGGCAGAUAUGGGUUCCCUUAGUGGCAUUAAGAAAAUGUUGAGCUCUAUUAGCAUUCCGUCAUUCAUGAGUCCGAAAAAAUCAGCAAACAAGCAAAAAACAGAGGGUAAAGUGGAUAAAGGCCUACGUUUCGAAGCACUGGAAAUAUUUGAAACAGAUAGAUUUUUCCCUGCCAGCAGUCAUGCCCCUCCAGCUGUGAUAGCUAAAUCCCCAGAGCCAAGUGCUUCAGAGGGAAUUCAGACAUAGUACAGUGUAAUACCCCAUCCCCCAAAAUGUCGGAAUAUAACAGAAAAUAAUAUAUUAGCAAAUGAGAUGUAGGAUGGAUUUUCGGUUAUUUUAUUUUUGUUAUUCAUCAGUGUUUCUGUGUAUAUACAUGAAUGAUGGAAUCGAAAAAAUCGUGCUUUUAUGGAAAUCAUCAUGUGUUUUAUUAAUCCGGCUGAAACCAAUUGUCAAGAGGUUAAAUUGAAGUGUUAAAUGGAAGAAAUAUUCUUGGCUGCAGUCAUAUAACACCUGUCAGUUAAUUGGGAUUCAAACCCAAUCUUAGACAGAUAGUUUGUAGAUUCCACUGCUCUGUUUCCUGGACCUCAGUGACAAUAAACAGUACACGACACUCACGUGGCCUUUUGCACAGUCUAAUUUUCGGUGGACACCACUUGUCUUUCACCAGUAUGAUAUACAUAGCUGUAAGUCAAGUUGGUUUGGGCAGGGCACUCCAGUGUCCUCCACCCAUAGAACUGUCCAUCAUCGUAAACAAUUGAAAAGGAAAAAAACAAAUCAAUAAUACAAAAUAAUUACUGUUGGGAACCCUUGACCAAAUCUGUCUAUUGUGUUAUUAUAAGUGGUGUGAACUGUGUGAUAGUCAUUGCCCGCUAUAUAAGAUAGGAAAACAUACGGCGGUUAAUUGUAUGCCAAGUCAAUAUAAUACGGCUGUACAGUGGGUUUCAGUUAAUAAAUACUUCUUUUAA
Messenger RNA from Liolophura sinensis, 1332 nucleotides. Its product is annotated as biogenesis of lysosome-related organelles complex 1 subunit 4-like. NCBI's taxonomy places the organism in Eukaryota, Metazoa, Mollusca, Polyplacophora, Chitonida, Chitonidae. The record is from RefSeq and is a predicted model, not a curated record. Gene Ontology annotation, cellular component: BLOC-1 complex. Bases 164 to 613 code for a protein of 149 amino acids. The transcript has 5 exons.